AUGGCUUCCUUUGCACAAAAAAUCGUACAGGAUACACAAAAAGUCAAUGAACAAAAGACUAUUAUGGCCAACCCUCUAAGUGUUAUCACUCCAGGAAAUGAUUGCAGUAAGAAAAUUUUCAAUUUUUAUCUUGACACCUGCUUUGUUAAACUAUCAACGAUCAAUCAACUCAUAAAAUACAUUGAUUACGUCAAAUUAAAAGAUAUAUCAAUUCGUUACAACUCUCGCAAAUGGUUUUCAAUAUGCGUUAUUUGCGAAAUAAACGAAAACGACUUCUUAGUAUCCGAUUUACAUCAUAGUGCUUUCAAAUUAACAUGCAAACACAAACUUCCAUACAAAGUUUUUGAUGUUUUAAUAAUUUCAUGCGCAUUCGUUAAUUAUAAUAUAAUUAGAAUAACUGAUCCAAAACAAAUCAAGAGGCUUGGACAUUGUGAUAAAAUUAUAAAAUGCGGUCGUUGUGAUCCAACAAAUAAGAAAUGCUCGCAAUACAUUGAUUCAAGAGAUGGAACUAAUUGUGAUUAUCAUACAACUCAAUCAUUCAUGGAAGCCGGACAAGAUAGACAGCUACUCAAGCAAACUACACUCCCAUAUGCCAAUGAAUUACCAGAUAGCAUGAUUCCUAAUGAAGAUGAAGACCUAAAAUAUGUUUCUAGAGAUGAUAGUGCAGCAAUUAAAGCUUAUUUGGAAAGCCAUAAAUAUGGAAGAUCAGCUAAGUUAGUCCAUGCAAUCCAGCUCCAGAAUUCUCCAGUAAUCGGAAAAGGAUUUAAAUCCGGUGAUGAAAUUAGAUUAUGA
Molecule: messenger RNA, 792 nt
Organism: Trichomonas vaginalis G3
Lineage: Eukaryota; Parabasalia; Trichomonadida; Trichomonadidae
Exons: 1
Coding region: 1-792 (263 amino acids)
Source: RefSeq, a predicted model, not a curated record